Cyprinodon variegatus (sheepshead minnow) is the source of this 8588-nucleotide messenger RNA. It is a transcript of the gene tcf20, whose product is annotated as transcription factor 20 (AR1). Gene Ontology annotation, cellular component: nucleus. NCBI's taxonomy places the organism in Eukaryota, Metazoa, Chordata, Actinopteri, Cyprinodontiformes, Cyprinodontidae. Gene Ontology annotation, biological process: regulation of transcription by RNA polymerase II. The transcript is spliced from 6 exons. The record is from RefSeq and is a predicted model, not a curated record. Bases 598 to 7797 code for a protein of 2399 amino acids.
CACUGCUUACGGGACCCACAGGCUCCCCGAUUGUGUUCCGCUCUCAUCAUUUCUGGAGGUGUAAGGACAAAAGAAAAAAAGAAGAAGAAGAAAAGGCCCGGGAUCUGGGUGUCGUGACGGGGGCCCCCUGCUUCGCCGCCGCCGCCGGUUGGUUCGCGGCUGUCUGGACUCAGGAGGCUGAGGGGGGAAAAGCGGCGGAGCGGGUCGACUCUAGGCUGGGGUUUCCUGCCACAGCAGCGGGAUUGUCACAAAAACAGCCUUUCACUCUUCGCGGGGCCUGUAACCGCUGCGUUUCCAGACCACCAGCUGAUGGGAGCACAAGUAUCGCAUGUGAAUGGAUUUACUGAAUACACAAACUGGGAUUGAUGGAAUCUGAAUUGGAAUAAAUGGAUUACCCCUAUUUUUGGAAAAACUGUUGCCGUGGAACUGUUGACGAGGAGGAGCAGCAGUGAAUGCUGAAGACGGUGAACACCAGGAGGAGUCAUAAUAAAAAAGUACUGAAUAAUAGAACAAAUGCAUCUAUAGGCCAAAUGAGUGCCUGCUAUAGACACUGAGAGAUUUUUUUUAUUUUUAACUGACAUCGGGGGGGAAAGAAAAAUGCAGAAUUUCCCCAACAGCCCUGCUCCUCCCACAAUCCCUCCUGGAUUCAGCGGGAGGAGCAUGGGUGGACCGCCGUAUCCCCCUCAGCCGGUGGAGCCCCAGAUCUCUCCAAGGAUGACUGAAGAUUACGUCGGGAUGCAGCAGCAGAGCAUUCACAGAGGACACCACCACCCGAGUCAAGCCAGCCACAUGCUCGCAUACGGCGCCAGAAACAGAGGAGCUUUGGAGCCGCCGCCAACACAGGGUAACCUCCACACGGGAAACAACAACAACCCCUACAGGAAGGAGGCUAUGGAUUAUUAUUUUUCAAUGUGUGGAAAAGACAGACACAGGAGGGGAGGUAUGGGUUACAGUGGAGGUUUCGGUUACCCAAGUAUUGACGGACAUAUACCCCACCAGUAUAGACAUCCUGGAUCCAGUCCUGCCGCCUCAUCCGGCCUGAUGUCCCCUUACCCAGUGGAUUACGGUUCUACUGCUGGUUCCGUGGGAACUGCCGGAGCCUUCUCUCCUUCUCAUCAGUACAGUAUGAAUCAGAACCCCGUGAUGCAGUCAGUUCCAGGUUCUCAAAUGCCACAGCGCCAGCAUGGGCAGAGCUUUCCUCCUGUCCACCAUGCACAGCAGCAAAGAAGCUACCAACACUCCGGGCAUAGGAUGACCCCACAGUACUCUCAUUACUCUCCACAGGGGGGAGCAUCAACAGGGUCGUCUGGAAUGUACAGCCCACCUCCACACAGAUAUCUGGACGGAGCUACAAACACCAGCUUUGAUCCUAAAGGUAACAGCUCCCAAAGUGUCCCUGCUAGCUCCAAUUCAGUCUCCAGUGCAGGCGCUGCUAACAAUGUUGGACCAGUGGAGAGCAUUCAGCAGGGUUACCCAGCUUCAAAUUAUUCUGGAUACCUCCCGCAGCCUCAUUCGCUCCACAAACAAGCCGCACUACAGCACAGAAACUCUCAGCAUAGUUCAGGGGUCGGCUAUGAUGCUUCUCUGAAAAUGUCUCACCAGGGUCCAUCUCCUGGUGCUGUUUAUGCUAAACAUCAUCAAGCCGCAACCACAAGUAUAGCUCAGCCAUCCUCCCAAGAAAUAGCUAAAUCCCCUAUGCAUUCUAAUGCACAGCAAACUCACAUGAACCAAAACUUCAGCCCCAUAUCCAACCCUUCCCCUGCUGCCUCUGCAGUUCAUUCCCCCAGCUGUAGCUCCUCUCCUUCCCCACUCAUGGGGGUCUCAGAGGCUCUCGGAAACGCCUCAAAUCAUGGUCCAUCUAUGUCCGGCACUCGUAGCACCCAUGGCCACGGACGGUUACUGCAAACUGCGCCUCAGUUAAGUCCCACCCCCAACUCUAACAGCAGCAUCAGUAGCUGCGGCAGCAGUGGCAGCCAAAAAGCUCACAGCCUGAAUGCGGUCGGAGGGAGCGGUCUACCUUCAGUGGGUCGAAGUAAAAUCAACCAGGGAUCCCGAGAGGAAGGCUCCUCUGUUUAUUCCACUUCCUCUCUUGACAGAAUGCAGGAUGCCGGUCUGAAUAGUCUAAAUGCCUUGAGCUCCCAAGUAGCCAAUUUGCCAAACACCGUUCAGCACAUGCUUCUCACUGACACAGUGUUUUCCCACAAGAAGAGAGACGGCGGGCAGACGCCACAGGCAGCACACUGCCUGCCCCAAUCACAACCCAGGAGUCGGCAUUUAAGUGCCGCCUCAAACUGCAGCGCAGCGAAAGACGUCAGGACCAGUGAAGGGGCUGAGGAUGACUCUUCUGGGAUGCCCUGCGUAGCUCCAUCAGGGACCAAAGUAGAGCGAGAAGAGCGGCUGUCAGAGGGGGAGCCUGGGAGAGCAGGGCAGGUGGAUGGUGCGAGCACAGGGUUUGAGGCAGCAGGCUAUACUCCAACCCAAACACAGACUGGAGAGGGAUGUAAUAUUAAAAAAUCUGUCCCUGAUGCAGAAUCGAAAGAAGCAGCCGUCACAGACGCUAAAACAGAAGAAACUACCAUUCCUUCAUCAGCAGCAUCUCCAUCCUCUGAGGGUGGCCUGACUUCACAUUCAGCACCUCCUGUUCCCUCAUCCCCCUCCCCCAAUAUUCCUUCUGCCAUAAUGCAAAAUUGUGUCCCAGAAACUGGUUUGGCACACAGUGACCACAGAGGUGGGGAAAUUAAAAAGGAAAGCGAAGCAGCAGCUGAGAAAACAGAGAAGGUCAGCAGCCAAAUGCAACAAGAUGGAGGAGCGAGUGCAAAAAAUGGCCAGGAGAAAGAAAGUAUGUUGCACUCUGAAUCUCAGUCGCACAGUAACAAGGAGGGGAAAAAACACGCUUCAGAGGAGCAGCAGAAUGUCAGCAGCGUUGGUGUGAUUGUUUCAAGUCACACUGACAAAAGUAAGCAUCCCCAAGACAACUGUGUGGAAGAGAAAAUGUCACUCUCUUAUUUGAAAAAGAUGAGCAGUCAUAACGGGGAGGAGAGCGUAGAUCUUAGCAUGUAUUCGUCCCAUCAUCAAAGGUCAAACAGUGGGAGGUCUCCCAAUCCUCCACAUUCUGCUUCGCAUAAAUACAACUACCCAGAAUCGACUUAUGGCUCAGAUUUAUCCAUGAAAAACAGAGCCAGGGCUGGAACAGUAAUGGAAACAAACCCUAGGUACUUUGGGUACCAGCACUCGCAAACUGGUUACACUCCAAAAGACGCAUCCAGUUCUGAGGCCAUGGUGAAGAGGGGCCACGGGGCGGGGUCUAAAGCUCAGGAGGAGAACUCGCAGAUGCAGCAGUUCCCGAGUCUCCUGCAAGAGGUUCUGCAGGGUUACAAUUUAGAUAGACGCUACGGUAGACCAGAGCAAACAUUCCCUGCACGUCACCAAGCCCAACAGCAGUUUCCAGGCAGACAUUCACUUGGCACGACAGAUGGCACUCGGAUACAGAGUGGAGCACCUGAGGGUUCCUCUUACUCGGCUCAGAUCGGAAAGUCCACAAAUCAGAAACAUGGAGGAGAUUCGGAUUUCACCUCAGACACUAAGCCCCUAGUAAAAUCAGAAGUAUCCAAUAUCAAUACUCUACAAAAUACUGAAAAAUCUGACAUGGGUGUUUCCCACAGCCAUAUAACACAGACUGCUGAUUCCCAACACCCUCCGGUUAAACAUACCAGCUUAUCUGACUAUUCUAUGCCACAGAGAAAAACUUUAUCUAACGUACAGGAGCUGCUUUUGCAAGAGCCCGAACCGUUAACCCCAACUUCUCAAAACGAGCCUCAGAAAUCGUCGGGUUCCACGCUUGCCCCGUCAGAACGGCGAUCAGUCAUAUGUGACGUGUCGCCGAACCGCCGUGGCACACCGGAGCGGGAAAGGGAGGUGGAAAGGGAAAAAGAACGGGAGAAAAGUCAAAGCGGGGCCUCCGUGAUUCAGCAGCCAUUUUCCUCUUCGGCUGCACCCAGUGAUCUCUGUAAAAAGGAUGAUGGAGAAAAACAAGUGAAAAUAGAAAAUGUUCCUAAAGAGUCUGGAAAUCUGCAAAAUGAGAAUCAUGCCAGUGAGUCCGAGGUGGGGUAUCAUUCCAAAACUUCACAUUUAUCGAGCGGAGUGAGCGCUGACCCCUACCGGCGAGGUGCCGUAGAUAUAACCCCCAUGCCCUCCCACCCUGUGACCAUGACCUCUUUGUCCUCGCCAACAAGGCAUCACUCAUAUCUCCAUGGAGUCGAUCUAUCGUCUGGCAGCGGCGGUGCAUUUCCUGGGUAUAGAUACGGAGACUCAAGGGAAGACAAUGUGAUGUCACGCAGUAAUCUGCAUUUUCCCUCACACCAUCCCUUCCACCAUUUACCUCCACAGCCUCAAUCUACCAGUAAGCUUCAGAUGUUUCCUCACCAACGUGGCCCCCCUCAUCCUCACGACAUGAGCGACUGGGUCAAAGCCAUAAACAGGCCUUCGAAGGAGAUGAUGAUGCAGCAAGGAGCUUCUCCUGGGAGACACAAGGUUAACCAAUCGGAGCAGAGACAGCGAUUAAUCCCACCGGCUGACAUGCAAGUUGAACAAACAAGCAAAACACAAUCAGUGCAUCAUCAAAAUCCUUAUUAUGACAUGAAAAUGUGGGAGUCGACGCAUCCGGACAGAGGGGGUGCACGGAUGAGGGAGGGAGACUUCUAUAGAGCCCAGCCUCCUCCCCCAGUAGCAUCACACAGUCACGUUCAGACGCCAAUGACUCAUGGCCACAGUGCUGCCAAACUGGAAGCAUCUAGAGGAGCUUUGGAGGAAGCCAAACACCCCUGCCCACCUCCUCCACCCAUCUCUUCUAAGCCUCCUGCAGAAAAAAACGCCACUCAGCCACCGGCACAACGUGUGACUAAGGCUGGAGGUUCCGGUGACACGAAUCCCCUAAUGUUAAGAAGAAGGGUUCGCUCUUUUAUCUCUCCCAUUCCUGCCAAAAGACUGCUCCAGGACGCACCUCAGCAGAGAGCCGCUCCAAACUCACAUCACUCCCCUGGAGCUCAGUCAGAACCCAGCCAUCACAACGACGAUGACUCAUCCAACUGUGAGGUUCCGUGUCCUCGGCUAUCCUCCCCACAGCCAGGGGAGAACACCUUCAUACAGCCACUGUCUCCAUCAGGUGGCAACACUAAGGUUUUGGCCGCCAGAAAAGGACGAGGCUUAAAGUUGGAGGCAAUAGUUCAGAAAAUCACUCCAAACAUUAAAAAGCCAGCGGGCUCCACUGAUGAGGAGUCAAAUCAUUAUCCUGGUUUCUUGCACUCAGAAACAGCAACAUUUAAUGAGUCACAGGACCAAGACUUGCUGCAUUUCCCCAGGGUUUCAGGAGGGGAGGAUAGUUACAUGGAUGAAAGUCACUCAUUAAAUAACAUGAUUCCAUUCAGAGGAGUGGAUGAAACUGGGCCUCUACCCCCACCCUCUUUCCCCCGUGAAUCCCACCAGGCGACUCAAGCCAAGCAGCAAGAUUUUGACUUUGGGUUAGGGGCUUCUGUGGCAUCUGCAUCUGGUGACAAGGAGGACUUUGCUUUGCUUGGCCCGUUGCCUCCUCCCCCACCUCUCCCCCGCCCGGUUCAGGGUUCACCGCCUCCUUCUUCCUCUGCGCUGUCAGACAUUCAGCAUUUUACAAACACUUACCAGCAGCUGGAGACUCGAAGGGGUGAGCAGUCUGCUGCUAACCUCCUUCGACAGAAACUUCAAGAAUCCAGUAUGGGAUUUGAGGAUUAUCCUGGCAGCGACUACUACGGGACCACCCCGCCCCACCAAGGCCACAUGUUGAACAGGCAUCAGAUGUCCUCUGGAAGGUCCAGUCUGUCACCGACGGACUCCAAGCCGUUAGAGAACGUCGUGCCUAAGGGCUAUUUCCCAUCUGGUAAGAAGAAGGGCCGGCCCGUUGGAAGCGUCAAUAAGCAGAAACGGGCUCAAACCCAACCCCCAGUGCAACCCCAGAACCAAGCUCAAGUUCAAGUCCAGCCGCCGAGCACAGCUCCGAGUGUUCCCCCGGCUCCAACUACACCAACUCCUCCAGCCCCACCGCCUGCCUCCACCCCACCAGCAACACAGCCCCCCAGCAACACACCAACCCCCACCACACCCACUGUGUCAGAAAAUGCAGUCACUCCCCCGAUAGCUCCCCCGGUUCUGGCCCAGGCGGUAAAAGCUGAUGUUGAAAGUGAGGACACACAGCCAGAGAUCGAGGUGAAGCAGGCGCGCCGCAGACGCAGGGGGGCGAAAGUUGAUGGGGAGUCACUUGAAGUGAGGGGGCGGCAGAGGAGGAGAAGGAGGAGGGCACCGGUUGCGGCCCCACUGCUGCCGCCAACGCUGUCUAAAACUGAGCUGGACGUGCCUUUAGGGGCAGUGGGGACCUUUGGCACAAGCAGAAGUUGCACAGAUCCAAACAGAAAAAACCUCUUUAUUCCUCACAUACAUGUGGAGAAAAAAGUACCUGAGAUCGGAGCAGUGUGUACCAUCGUGAACGCUGAGGACGACAAGAUGAAAGGAGAGCGGGGUGCGGUGGCGGGGAGAGCAGGAGGCGGUGGGAUUGAUUCACUCCUAACCUCAGCUCUUUCCUCUCAGUUAUCUCGGAGAGACAGAGAGUCAGAGAAAAGGGAGACAGAUGAGGUGGAAACCACACUUCAGUCAGGCAAAGCGCUUCCUUCAUCCGGCUACGUUGUUACAGGGCCUGUGAUCACAGAGACCAGUCAUUCAGGCCGCCUGCUUUGCUGCCUGUGUCAGAAAUGGGCAAACUACAAACAUCUCGGAGAUCUCUAUGGGCCGUACUAUCCAGCCGAAUACGCCGCCAAGCUCCCAAAGAACCAGCCCCAGAUCAGACAGUGUCAGGCCACCGCGGGCCCAAACAAAACCGGACCAAAUUUAGACACGAACGCUUUGAGUACACUCCAAGCCACACAAACACGGCCUGCUCAGUUCAACAAGCCGUCCUCUGAGAGUGAAGAUUACAGCUCCUUCCCAGCAGACAGAACUGCCUAUCCCGUUUCAGAAGAGAUGAAGAUGAUGACUCAUACGCCUGAAAAGUUCAGCAGCACCUCUCACCCUGUUAAAACGCCUUCAACCUGGGAUCAAAACCCUGACAUGCGUCCCAUCCCCGAGCUUAAGAGGGAGCCGGACCUUGACAGCAAGCAGCAGCAGGUUCAGAAGCAUCCUCAGCAGCUGACGGAUGACACUCAGCAGCGACCUCAGCACAGAAAGCUGACCUCACACCCGCGUUUUAAAAGGCGACACAAGUCCAGCGAUGACUCCCCCAGGAUGGUGCCAUCCAACAGCAAGGCUUCCCUGCCCUUUCAGCCCCCUCCCCCUGCCUUGGACUCCCUGGGACCCUUGGCACAACUUGCACAGCUGCCACAGAUGCCCAUGGAUCCAGAGGAGCUGUGGGUGCAUGAAGGAUGUAUAGUGUGGACAAGCGGUGUGUACCUCGUCAACGGAAGACUGUACGGCCUCCAGGAGGCACUAGAUGGCGCCAGAGAGACAUGCUGCUCGUUCUGCGAGAUGGUCGGUUCGACGCUGGGCUGCUACAGUAAAGGCUGCACGCUUCGCUACCACUACAUGUGUGCUAUUGAAGCAGACUGUUCUCUAAAUGAAGACAACUUCUCGCUGAGGUGUCCGAAGCACAAGGUAAAGAAGGAGAGUUUACCCAGAGCAUCCGGCCCACCAAGCCAGUGUAUGUGGAGCAGUCAGGGAGAGGCUGAGGGCAGCUGGGAGAAAGAAGAGCAGGAUUUGGGAACCUGGUACCUUGGACAGUAGGACGUCGGGGAACGUGUGAAGCGACUGGACUUGGAUUCAUCGAGCAGAGCGACUAAAGGGAAUGUACAAUUUCUCAGAACUGAAUCAGCAUUACUUGCAUUUCCAGGACAAUGGAGAAAAUGGAAAAUUUUUACCAGAACCAUCGCUCUUUACUUCAAAAGAAAACAGACGAAAACAACAAAGGGGAACUUUUGCUGAGAGAAAAAGGCGUAGCAGAAAACCGAACAAGCUACAGCGAACAAAGCGGGGCGAAAACAGACGAGACCGACGGAGGAAUUAAAGCAGCUUUCUUUGUGAGGAACUAAAGAGACAAACUUCUUCUCCAGGCUUGCUUUGAUUUUCCAGACAACCUUAAAGUGUUUAAAUCCUUGGUUAUCAUUUUUCUGCAUCAUCCUUUUACCUUUUUUAUCUUUUGCUUGCUUUGAGGAGAUGCAUUGGGAGCAAGUUGGGCGUCGGAACCCAGAAAGUCCACUGGGAGACUUGGCCUCGUUUUACCAGUUAGUAUUUUAUGUUACGGUAUUAAACGAUCACAGUUAUUGCUUUAGCCCUCAUUAUUUUGUAUCCUCAUCAGUAUUUACCUACGACAAUGAAAUGGAUGUAUCCCAGUUUAUAUUCAAACAACACCUGAGUUGGAUUUUUAUUUUUCUAUACUUUUCUGUUCCUGGAGGAGGAGGAGCCAGAGCGUCUAAUGUCUGGAAUGUCAGGGUCGAGUUUGCCACAAAGACAUUAUUGCCUUUGAGAAUGGACAUCUGUUGCCUUUAAAGAGAAAACUAAACAAAAAAAAAAAACAA